CCUAAAACGGCUGCACUCAAUCAAGUAAGUUUCUCCCCCUUCUUACUCAAUACGAUUUCUUAUUUCUUCCUAUUCUUAUACAUAUCACUAAAUUUGGUUUUAUUAUCCAUUCUUUACUAUGUAUCCUAACCUAUCUAAACCUUCAACAAUCAUGUUUCUUUGAUAAUUACUAUCAAUUGACUUUAUUUUAUGACUGAUUGUUCUGAAUCAUCAUAUAGGGAACAAAUGGAUUCGUCAAAUAACAGUGAUUCUGGAAUUGAUCAAUUGGAAGCAGAAUAUGGAAGAUUUCUGGAUGACUAUGCAAAAAACUAUGAUAAUUACGAUGGUCAAUCUACAAAUGAAACUGAUGAAGACAUAUCACAUAUUGAUAAGAACAUAUCACAGUGUACUGAUAAUGUGUUCGGUCAAUCAUUGGGUAGAUUGUCAAUUACCGGUCAAUUCACUAAAAUAUAUAUUUUUGAAUUGACUCUUGGUCAAUUAAACAAGGCUAAAAAAACUGGAUUUACAUUACCUUCUGAAUUUAGCAAUUAUGUAAGGCAAUACAAUUUUCAUAAGUUGGUUCUGGAAGUACUAAACAAGAGCAGUUCAAUUGUUCACUUACAAAUUCCGGAAAAUCAUUUAGAGAAUGUCAAGAUUGCCAGAGGAUGGAAAAAUUUCUGCUUCGACAACAAUAUUAAAUUAGGAGAUAGAUUAAGUUUUGAAUUCAAAGAUAUCACCUUAAAUGUUUGUCAGGUUUCCGUAGUUUAGACUAAGUUUUAUGCUACAUCACUAAGCAACUUUAUGAAAUGAUUUAUUUUAAGACAAAUUAUGUUAUUUUCUUAGUAUUUCAUAUUCCGUCAUAAGGUUGUAAUGAAUUUUAUCUUAACUUAUUAAUGGAUUAUACUAUUAUGCCA
Trifolium pratense (red clover) is the source of this 893-nucleotide messenger RNA. RefSeq lists its product as uncharacterized. The record is from RefSeq and is a predicted model, not a curated record. NCBI's taxonomy places the organism in Eukaryota, Viridiplantae, Streptophyta, Magnoliopsida, Fabales, Fabaceae. Gene Ontology annotation, molecular function: DNA binding. The transcript is spliced from 3 exons. The coding region runs from base 190 to 747 and encodes 185 amino acids.